ACCAUGCAACUGGGAAAACCCAAUUGAUAGUCGACACACGGACUGCACCAGGGAACAUCAGUAACUUGAGGCCCCCUCCCAUCUGUAUGGACAGAGAUGGGAGAGUUAAUCCCAUCUAAACAAGGGGAGCAGCAAACGGCAGUGACAAAACUGGGAUCAUAUUUUUAAUCCAAGCAGCUGCAUCAACAAACGUGAGCUGAGGGACUUUUCACCCGCACACCCCCGGCCAGGAUGCCUCCCCGCCCGUCCUCGGGGGAGCUAUGGGGCCUACACUUGAUGCCCCCCCGCAUCCUGGUGGAUUGCUGCCUUCCCAAUGGGAUAAUCGUCACGCUGGAGUGCCUGCGAGAGGCCACGCUGACCAGCAUCAAGCACGAGCUGUUCCGGGAAUCCCGAAAGUACCCGCUCUUCCACCUCCUGCAGGAUGAGUCCUCCUACAUCUUUGUGGGGGUGACCCAGGAAGCGGAAAGGGAAGAGUUCUACGAUGAGACGCGGAGACUGUGUGACCUGAGGUUGUUCCAGCCGCUUCUGAAGGUGAUCGAACCAGUGGGCAACCGAGAGGAGAAAAUCCUGAACCGGGAGAUAGGGUUUGCGAUCGGAAUGCCGAUCUGUGAGUUCGAGCUGGUGAAGGAUCCAGAGGUCCAGGACUUUCGUCGCAACAUCCUGAGUGUCUGCAAAGAGGCGGUGGAGCUUCGGGAUGCCAGCGGUCCCCAGAGCCAGUCACUGUAUGUCUACCCUCCUAACGUAGAGUCUACAGCAGAUCUCCCCAAACACAUCUACAACAAACUGGAUAAAGGCCGCAUCAUCGUGACAAUCUGGGUGAUCGUGUCACCGACCAAUGACAAGCAGAAAUACACGCUGAAGAUCCCCCAUGAUUACAUGCCGGAGCAGGUGAUCGCUGAGGCCAUCCGCAAGAAGACCAGGAGCAUGCACCUCUCGCUGGAGCAACUGAAGCUGUGUGUGCAGGAGUACCAGGGCAAGUACAUUCUGAAAGUGUGCGGUUGUGAUGAGUACUUGCUGGAAAAGUACCCCAUCAGCCAGUACAAGUACAUAAGAAGCUGCAUUAUGAUUGGCCGGUUACCCCACCUGAUGCUGAUGUCCAAGGAGAGCCUGUAUAGCCAGUUACCAGCCAACACCUUUGUCAUGCCCUCGUAUGCGCGCCGUAUUUCUACCGCCACCUCCUACAUGAACGGAGAGGUUCCCGCCAAAUCCCUGUGGUCUUUCAACAACCUGCUGCGGAUCAAGAUCCUGUGUGCCACCUACGUCAAUGUCAACAUACGGGACAUUGACAAGAUCUACGUGAGAACGGGGAUCUACCACGGAGGUGAGCCACUCUGUGACAAUGUCAACACUCAGAGAGUACCCUGCUCCAAUCCGCGGUAUGAUGUUGGUGACUGUGGGGGAAUUCAUAAUGGUAGUGCCAUUGAACGUCAAGGGCAAGAGUAA
Messenger RNA from Rhincodon typus (whale shark), 1443 nucleotides. RefSeq names its product phosphatidylinositol 4,5-bisphosphate 3-kinase catalytic subunit alpha isoform-like. The record is from RefSeq and is a predicted model, not a curated record. The transcript is spliced from 8 exons. Lineage: Eukaryota; Metazoa; Chordata; Chondrichthyes; Orectolobiformes; Rhincodontidae. The coding region runs from base 232 to 1443 and encodes 403 amino acids.